AUGGUUCAAUUCAACGGCCCUUUCGGCAAAGUAGGCCCUACCUACUUCCGCCAUGGCGUACGCAACCCUCCAGCAGAGCCCAGCAAGGACUUUGGAGGGAAGACGGUGGUUAUAACGGGCUGUAAUACCGGCGUCGGCUACGAAGCCGCGUUGAAAAUCGCAGGUCUACGCCCAAAAAAGCUGAUACUCGGCACACGGACAAUAGCCAAGGGAGAAGCCACCAAGACCAAAAUUCUCGCGCAAUGUCCGUCGCUAGACAAGUCAGUGAUUGAAGUCUUGAGCAUAGAAUACGCCUCGUUCGACUCCGUCGUGCAGUUUGCCGAGUCCGUCAAGCAAUCAACCCAGACACUGGACUGCGUCCUGCUCAGCGCUGGAGUAGCCAUGCCCAGCUACAAACCAAGCGAAGGCGGCUGGGAGAUGGCGCUCAAGGUGAACGUGCUCUCUGCCGCUUUGCUAGCCAUCGAGCUGCUCCCACUUUUGAAGAACACGCCCAGCAGUGUGCUCGAGUUUGUCGGAUCGGUGGGCCAUACCCACGUUACGAGCGAGCAUGUCGCGCCUUUGAUACAGGACCCCUCCGCCAGUACGCUAGCCUUCUUCAACAGUCCCGACCGGUGGACAGUUGAGAAGAGUUACUGUGAAGCAAAACUCCUUCUCAUGUUCGUUCUCGAGGGCCUUGUGGAGUCACUCGGCGGAUCUGAAGGGGAACUUGCACAACCCCAAGAUCCCGUGCUGCUGGCUUGUUGCCCUGGACAGUGCAAGACCGAUCUCGGGCGUGAUUUCCCGUUGACAAUCAGGUUGUUUAUGAAGGUUUGGAAUUCGAUUAUGGCGAGAUCGGCUGAUGUCGGUAGUCGCACGCUGGUGACCGGGUUGCAGCAAGGGGAGCAGGCGAAUGGACGCAUAUGGGUGAAUGAUGCGUUUGAUAUCAGGUCGCCCGGAUUGACGGAGACGGAGUGGAGGGCCAUGCAGAAGAGGGUUUGGGGGGAGGCGGUGGAUGUGCUGAAGAAGUACAAGCCGGAUCUGGCGAUAUAA
Talaromyces rugulosus is the source of this 1029-nucleotide messenger RNA. RefSeq lists its product as uncharacterized. Bases 1 to 1029 code for a protein of 342 amino acids. The transcript has 2 exons. The record is from RefSeq and is a predicted model, not a curated record. Lineage: Eukaryota; Fungi; Ascomycota; Eurotiomycetes; Eurotiales; Trichocomaceae.